UACUUAUCCGCCUCACAUCCUCGUGUUAGACUCGUACUCUGUCGCAUAGAAUUUCCGUAGUCCUCCUUGCAGUCGCAGUUCUCCUCCGCCCUUGGACGCCAGAUAUCCCUAUCGUUUCUUUGUUUCUUCCCAGUGACUGCGAUUGUAUCGCCGCGAACUUAAGAUCGCAUCGCCACCGCACAGCCCCGCGGCAGCAUGAAGGCUCUCAUUCUCGUGGGCGGCUUCGGCACGAGGCUGCGGCCGCUCACCCUGAGCGUGCCCAAGCCGCUCGUCGACUUCGCCAACAAGCCCAUGAUCCUCCACCAGAUCGAGGCCCUUAAAGCGGCGGGCGUCGACGAGGUCGUUCUCGCCAUCAACUACCAGCCCGAGGUGAUGCUGAACUUCAUCAAGGAGUACGAGCCGAAGCUGGGCAUCAAGAUCGUGUGCUCGCAGGAGAAGGAGCCCAUGGGCACGGCGGGCCCGCUCGCCCUCGCCCGACACAUCCUGGACGACGGCUCGGGCGACCCCUUCUUCGUGCUCAACAGCGACGUGAUCAGCGAGUACCCGCUCACUCAGAUGCUCGACUUCCACAAGGCCAAGGGCGGCGAGUGCACCAUCAUGGUCACCAAGGUGGAGGAGCCGUCCAAGUACGGCGUGGUGGUGCUGGACGAGGCGACGGCGUGCGUGCAGCGGUUCGUGGAGAAGCCCAAGGUGUUCGUGGGCAACAAGAUCAACGCCGGCAUCUACCUGCUCAACGCCGCCGUGCUCAACCGCAUCGAGCUGCGCCCCACGAGCAUCGAGAAGGAGGUCUUCCCCAAGAUCGCCGCCGAGAACAAGCUCUUCGCCAUGGUGCUGCCCGGCUUCUGGAUGGACGUCGGCCAGCCCCGCGACUACAACAGCGGCUUGAGGCUCUACCUCGAAUCACUGCGCCAGAACCACCCCGACAAGCUAGCGACGGGCAAGCACAUAGUGGGCAGCGUGCUGGUGGACGAGAGUGCGCGCAUCGGCGAGGGGUGCCUGAUCGGCCCGGACGUGUCCAUCGGGCCGGGCUGCGUCAUCGAGGACGGUGUGCGCCUGUCGCGCUGCACCAUCAUGAAGGGCGUGCGCAUCAGCAAACACGCCUGCGUCACCGGCAGCAUCGUUGGGUGGCACUCGACGGUCGGGCAAUGGGCGCGGUUGGAGAACAUGACGGUGCUGGGGGAGGACGUGCACAUUCAGGACGAGGUGUAUGCCAAUGGGGGGGUAGUGCUGCCACACAAAGAAAUCAAGGCUAACAUUCUCAAGCCCGAAAUUAUCAUGUAGAUAAACUAUAGUAUGUAUGGAGUGCAAGCUCCAGUAGGUUGUAGUGUGUAUGGCACCCUUGUAUACCAUUUUCUUUCUUACUUUGACAUCCAACUCAAUGGCUGAUUUUGCUGCUUCCUCUCUC
Messenger RNA from Closterium sp. NIES-67, 1405 nucleotides. Lineage: Eukaryota; Viridiplantae; Streptophyta; Zygnematophyceae; Desmidiales; Closteriaceae. The record is from the annotation of a GenBank genome assembly.